Molecule: messenger RNA, 1743 nt
Organism: Insectozyma verbasci
Lineage: Eukaryota; Fungi; Ascomycota; Pichiomycetes; Serinales; Debaryomycetaceae
Source: the annotation of a GenBank genome assembly
AUGACUACUGCAGAAGAAUUUAAAGCUGAAGGUAAUAAAUAUUUUAUUGAAAAGAAUUUUGAAAAAGCUAUUGAAUCGUUUACUAAUGCUAUAAAUGCUUCAACUGAGCCUAAUUAUGUUUUAUAUUCAAAUAGAUCUGGUGCUUAUGCUUCUUUGAAAAAUUUUAAACAAGCUUAUGAUGACGCAAAAGAAUGUGUUAAUUUGAAUCCUAAUUGGCCAAAGGGAUAUAAUAGACUUGCUGGUGCUGAAUUUGGUUUAGGUAAUUUAGAAAAUGCAAAACAAACUUAUGAAAAAUGUUUAUCAUUAGAUUCAAAUAACCAACAAGCUAAAGAUGGUUUAAAAUCAGUUGAAAAUGCUUUAAAAGCUAGAAAUACUCAAAAUGAUUUAGGUUUAGGAGCAAUGUUUCAAGAUCCAAAUUUAAUUUCUAAUUUAAGAAAUAAUCCUAAAACAGCUGAAUUGAUGAAAGAUCCUGAAUUAGUUGGUAAAAUUUUGAAUAUUCAACAAAAUCCAAAAGCUAAUGCAACUCAACUUUUAACUGAUCCAAGAUUAAUGACUAUAAUGGCAACUUUAAUGGGUAUUGAUAUGGAUUUUCCUGAAGAAAACAAGAACAACACUGAACCUAAGCAAGAAGCCGAACAAGAGGUUAAAGAAGAAAUUAAGGAAGAUCCUAAAGAAGAAAUUAAGGAAGAUUCUAAAGAAGAAAUUAAAGAUGAAAUUGAUAAUGAAGAUGUUGAAAUGACGGAUGCUUCUUCUAAAGAUACAGCUGAUGCAUUUAAAGCUAAGGGUAACACUUUGUAUAAACAAAGAAAAUUUGAUGAAGCAAUUGAACAAUAUGACAAAGCUUGGAACACAUUUAAAGAUAUUACUUAUUUGAAUAAUAAAGCUGCUGCUGAGUAUGAAAAAGGUGAUUACGAUGCAGCUAUUAAAACUUGUGAAUUAGCGGUUGAUGAAGGUAGAGAUAUGAGGGCAGAUUACAAAUUAAUUGCAAAAUCAUUUGCGAGAUUGGGUAAUGUUUAUCUCAAAAAACAAGAUUUAGAAUCAGCAGCUAAAUAUUUUGAUAAAUCAUUGACUGAACAUAGAACACCAGAUGUUUUGAAUAAAUUAAGAAGUACUCAACGUGAAAUUAAAAUCAAAGAAGCUAAUGCGUAUAUUGAUCCUGAACAAGCUGAAGAAGCUAGAUUGCAAGGUAAAGAUUUUUUUACAAAAGGUGACUGGCCUAAUGCAGUUAGAGCCUAUGGUGAAAUGAUCAAAAGAGCUCCAGAAGAUGCCAGAGGAUAUUCAAAUAGAGCUGCUGCCUUAGCUAAAUUAUUAUCUUUUCCAGAUGCCGUACAAGAUUGUAAUAAAGCAAUUGAAUUAGAUCCACAAUUUAUUAGAGCCUAUAUUAGAAAAGCAAAUUGUCAAUUAGCAAUGAAGGAGUAUUCUCAUUGUAUGGAAACUUUGUCUGACGCAAGAAAAGUGGAUGUUCAAUACAAUCAAAGUAAAUCAAUUAAAGAAAUUGAUGAUUUAUUAAAUAAGGCAACUUAUCAAAGAUUUCAAGCUUUGGAAGGUGAAACUCCAGAGCAAACUAUGGAAAGAGUUUCAAAAGAUCCUGAAAUUGUAUCAAUUUUACAAGAUCCUGUAAUGCAAGGUAUAUUGUCUCAAGCAAGAGAGAACCCAGCAGCAUUGCAAGAUCAUAUGAAAAACCCAGAUGUUGCUAAGAAAGUUAACAUGUUAGUUGCUGCGGGUGUAAUUCGUACUAGAUGA